Lycium barbarum (goji berry) is the source of this 2399-nucleotide messenger RNA. RefSeq lists its product as uncharacterized. The transcript has 8 exons. The record is from RefSeq and is a predicted model, not a curated record. Lineage: Eukaryota; Viridiplantae; Streptophyta; Magnoliopsida; Solanales; Solanaceae. Gene Ontology annotation, cellular component: mitochondrion. Gene Ontology annotation, molecular function: ATP hydrolysis activity; ATP binding; zinc ion binding. The coding region runs from base 205 to 2103 and encodes 632 amino acids. Gene Ontology annotation, biological process: mitochondrion organization.
GAAAGAAACAAAGGCCCAAAGCCGCCAUAAAUCUGAAAACCCUACAUAAACCCUGAACCUUCUUUCCCAUCUCUCAAGUAAACUUAGGACCAAACAGACAAUUCAUGGCUUCUUCCUUCUUUUCUUCUCCUUCAAGCCACACUCACUGAAACAAAAAUCCCUAAUAUUCUCAGUCUCAUAGCGAAAAAAAAAAUAUUGAAAAAAAUGGGGAAAACGUAUGCAGCAGGGCUAUUUGCAGCCCUAGCUACUGCCAAAUUCGGUACGGAAACUGCAUAUGCCGAUGGUAGUUUCAGUUUCUCUCCUUUUUCCACUUCUUCGACUAAUAAGGUAGCAAGUGCUCCUGUUGAUGUUCCUCAGCCACCUCAGCCCUCAGCUGAAGCUCCUGAAAAACCCAAGGUUCGAAAUGAUAAUCCGAGGACUACUUCUGCUGGUUUUGAUCCUGAGGCACUCGAAAGAGGCGCUAAGGCUUUGAGAGAGAUCGAUAAAUCCAAAAGUGCCAAACAGGUAUUUGAUGUGAUUAAAAAGCAAGAAGAGACAAGGCAAGCGGAGUUAACUGCAAAAAUGCAAGAGUUUAAAGCACUGCAAGCUCAAGCUGAGACGGAAAGACAAAGGGUUGUAUACGAUGAACAGAAAAAACUGGCUCAGCAACAGGCACAAAUCAAGUCGCAGAUGGCUCGAUAUGAAGAUGAAUUAGCAAGGAAAAGGAUGCAGGCAGAAAAUGAGCAUCAUAGAGCUAGAAAUCAGGAGUUGGUAAAAAUGCAAGAGGAAUCUGCUAUGAGACAAGAGGCAGCUAGACGGGCAACAGAAGAACAAAUCCAAGCGCAGCGCCGGCAGACAGAGAGAGAAAAGGCAGAAAUAGAACGUGAAACCAUAAGAGUGAGAGCUAUGGCAGAGGCCGAGGGGAGAGCACAUGAAGCAAAGCUGGCUGAGGAUGUUAACAGAAGAAUACUAGUAGACCGUGCAAAUGCUGAACGGGAGAAAUGGGUUGCCGCGAUUAACACAACUUUUGAUCACAUUGGAGGUGGUUUCCGUGCAAUACUAACGGAUCAAAAUAAGCUUGUUGUGGCUGUUGGUGGCGUGACAGCUCUUGCAGCUGGAAUAUACACAACAAGGGAAGGUGCAAGAGUUGUUUGGAGUUAUGUGGACAGAAUAUUGGGACAGCCAUCAUUGAUCAGAGAGUCAUCUAGGGGUAAAUAUCCCUGGUCAGGCUUCUUCUCGCGAGCCAUGAGCACUCUUAAAGGUGCUAACGGAGGUUCUGCAACCAAAUCUGAGAAAGGAUUCGGUGAUGUUAUUCUACAUCCAUCUCUUGAAAAAAGGAUUCAGCAGUUAGCCAACGCAACAGCUAAUACCAAAUCUCAUCAAGCUCCAUUUCGCAACAUGCUCUUUUAUGGCCCUCCAGGAACAGGGAAGACAAUGGUUGCUAGAGAGCUUGCUCGCAGAUCUGGACUUGACUAUGCAUUGAUGACGGGUGGUGAUGUUGCACCGUUGGGUUCGCAGGCUGUUACCAAAAUACAUCAGUUAUUUGACUGGUCCAAAAAAUCCAAAAAGGGUUUAUUACUUUUUAUUGACGAAGCAGAUGCAUUUUUGUGCGAGAGAAAUAAAACCUACAUGAGUGAAGCUCAGAGGAGUGCCCUCAAUGCACUCCUUUUCCGGACUGGUGAUCAGUCAAAAGAUAUAGUCCUUGCCUUAGCUACAAAUCGGCCCGGUGAUCUUGAUUCAGCUGUUGCGGACCGUAUUGAUGAAGUCAUCGAGUUCCCUUUGCCUGGUGAAGAUGAGCGCUUCAAGCUGAUCAAACUGUAUCUUGAGAAAUAUAUAGCUGAAGCUGGGGAAAGGAAACCUGGCUUGUUUUCAAACUUAUUCAAGAAACAGCAGCAGAAAAUAGAGAUAAAAGGUUUGACUGAUGAUAUUCUGAGAGAAGCUGCAGCCAGAACGGAGGGAUUUUCAGGCAGAGAGGUCGCGAAAAUGAUGGCUAGUGUUCAAGCUGCUGUAUAUGGGAGUGAGGACUGUGUAUUAGAUGGUAACUUGUUUCGUGAAGUGGUAGAUUACAAAGUUGCAGAACAUCAGCAGAGGAGGAAACUAGCUGCAGCUGAGGGUGACAAGUGAAGUGGUUUUUAAAGUUGGAGACUUUUGCCAAAGAGUUGAUCAACGGCGCCUUCUGAGAAAAUUAUUGCUGACAAAUUCUUUUCAAUGAAUGGUUUAUUUAUUCUUUUCCCAAUUAUUUGGGAAAUUUUGGCUUCGUACGAGUUAACAGUUUCAUUGUAUGAUUACUCAUAGCCUAGGCAUGCUCUGUUUUAUCACGUUUUUACUGGCCACUCGUGUAUUCAGCGCAUGGAAAUAAAAGUGUGAAGGCUUAGAAUUAUCACCAAAAAAAAUAAAAAUAGAAGUUGUCUUUUCCACUA